Molecule: messenger RNA, 4605 nt
Organism: Oncorhynchus mykiss (rainbow trout)
Lineage: Eukaryota; Metazoa; Chordata; Actinopteri; Salmoniformes; Salmonidae
Gene: maff
Product: MAF bZIP transcription factor F
Biological process (GO): regulation of epidermal cell differentiation; regulation of transcription by RNA polymerase II
Cellular component (GO): nucleus
Molecular function (GO): DNA-binding transcription factor activity, RNA polymerase II-specific; RNA polymerase II cis-regulatory region sequence-specific DNA binding
Source: RefSeq, a predicted model, not a curated record
UAGGCAGCCACCUAACUAGCAUUGGCUAAUCCGUGUUGUUGGCUAAUGCUACUAGCAUGUUGUUUAGCUAGCCUUGCAAAAUUGCUACAAAUUGGCAACAAUGAUACGACCACAUAUUCACUAUUUACAUAUCUUAGAUGCAUGUCGGGUAUUGUUCUCGAUAUGUGUGGUGUUUUGUAUAUCAUUGUAUAGGUUCUAAUUUUUAAAGGUUUAAAGGAGCUAUUUAAAAAAAAUAGAUGGCGACCUGCGCAGUUGCGAUGGCGUGUGUUUACUAUCGCAUUGAGCUACCUCGACAGCUCCCUUCCAGUUUAAGGAAAUGGGUGGAUUUUUAUUGAGAAUUAAAUGUUUACAUAGGCACAUCUUAAAUGUGAAUCUGUUAAUAAUGAAAGUUAUCUUAUGAAACAUUCAUAUAAUUUGAAAGAUAAAUAUAGCUUUGUGUUUCUGCUUCUCGGCUAAUUGGAUUACACAUUACAACUAACGUCAGAACUGUAUUGUGUUAUAACACUAUUAGGCACAAAAUACUGCUUUAAAUGCAGAAUUUACGGGUAUCGUUCCAUAUUUAGUGAGGUUUAGCCCGUUAGAAACUAGCGGUGGGCAGCUUAUUGCUGAAUCACUAUGACUUUAUGAAAUGGUCACAUCGGUUUACAACGACGCCUCGUGGUAGGACAGACGUUUUUGAGUGUAAGGUCACUUCCCACGCAUUUCGGGAAACAGUAAGGUCAAAGAUCCACCGUAAACUCACCAGAGCCUUUAUUUAGAACAAUAAUUAUAAUCCAGUCUAGACGUCUAUGUUAGAGCUGAGUCAUUCUAUUUGACAUCUAUCAAGUUCUUAUUGUGAUCUCGUUCCUUAUCCUAAUUAGGGGAAGGGGAUUUUAUUGUUAAUGAUUGUAACAACACAUGAUAACCUACAUCAAACGCAAUAAUAACUUCUAAAAUAACACUCAAAACAUAGCUGCCACUUGUCCUGAAUAGAUCAAAUAUUAAAAUGUAAAAGAUAUCCUCCAAAUACCAAGUUUCACAUGCAAGAGUCCAAUCCAGCCAGUGGAGGCUCCUCAGAGGAGGAAGGGCAGGACCAUCAUCCUCAGUGAAAAUAAAUGGAAACAUUCGUUAAACCUUUUAGAUAAAACUAUACUAAAAUAUUCAUACUAAAUAUAUUAAUGUCACCAAAUAAUUGAUUAAAACACACUGUUUUGCAUUGAAGGUCUACAGUUGCCUCAGCAGCACCAGGGUAGCACCAUGGUGUAGACGGAAUACAGUUAUAUUCCUUCGUCCUCUGGGUACAUUGACUUCAACACAACCUAGAAGGCUCAUGGUUCUCACCCCCUUCCAUAGACCUACACAGUAAUUAUGACAACUUCCAAACCGAUCAGAGCUCCUGCAGCAUGAACUAGCAUGUUGUCCACCCAAUCAAAAAAUCAGAGAAUGAAUCUAGUACUGAAAGCUACAGCUAGCUAGCACUGCAGUGCACAAAAUGCGGUGAGUAGUUGACUGAAAGAGAGACCAAUAGUUGAACAAAUUCAUUUCUUCCAAAUUAAGAAGUGAGAGGUUGUAUUUUUUUAAAUUGUAACUUUUACUUAGCAAGCGAAUGCAGCUCGCUAGUUUUAGCCUACUCAAACACCCAGCUCAAAAAGAGAGGGAUGCUAUGUUAGCAGGCUGGUUAUCAAAUACUGGAACUCUUCCAAGUCCAGGUAAGCGUUUGGUUUUAUUUUAUUGCCACCGGGGCCUGCCGGUGUAACUGCUGAACUGCUUUCUGACUGCACUGUACUGCAUGAUUAAAGAAGGUUUACUUACGCGUCAGUUCUAGUAGCUAUGUUGACAAUGGCGUGACAACGAUGUAUGCUGUGUGUAGCGGUUAGCGGUCAUGGUAUGAAGGUUUGGCUUGGAAAGGUUUUUGUGCCUGGCUAUAGACAGCUGAUGUACAAUGAAGUCCACAAGCGAAGGGAAAAGGUGAGAAGAGGCGAGCACGUAGAUAGUUGCAAGACUACAAAGGGAAACCAGCCGCAUCGCGGACACUGACAUCUUGCUUCUGGACAAACUAAACACCUUCUUCACCCAUUUUGAGGAGAACAUUGUGGCACCGACACGGCUCGCUACCAAGGACUGUGGGGUCUCCUAUUUCCGUGGCCACGUGAGUAAGACAUUUUCGCGUGUUAUGCCUCACAAGGCUGUCGGCCCAGACGGCAUCCAUAGCCGUGUCCUCGGAGCAUGCGCAGACCAGCUUGCUGGAGUGUUUAUGGACAUAUUCAACCUAUCCCAGGCUGCUGUCCCCACAUCAAGAUGUCCACCUUUGUUCCUGUACCUAAGAAAACAAAGACCGUCUAUAAAUCUGUGUUUAUUGGUGUCGGAGACACAGGAUAAAGCCAGAUCAUGACGUCAGAAAGAAGCAGCAAAGCCCUGAAGGUAAAGCGGGAGUGUGGAGAGAACGUUCCGGUGUUGUCGGACAGCGAGCUCAUGUCCCUGUCUGUACGGGAGCUCAACUUGCACCUGCGGGGUUUGUCCCGCGAGGAGGUCCAGAAGCUCAAGCAGCGCCGGCGCACUCUGAAGAACCGUGGCUAUGCUGCCAGCUGCCGGGUGAAGCGCGUGUCCCAGCGCGAGGCCCUGGAGCAGCAAAAGAAGGAGCUCCAGAGGGAGGUGGAGAGGCUGGGUGUGGAGAACGCAGGGAUGAGGAGAGAGCUGGAGGGCCUAGGGGCCAGGCUGGCAGCCCUGCAGAGAUUUGCCCGUGGGUUAGAGUCUGGAGGGGGCAACCUCCUGGCUACAGCCCCACGCCUCAACACAGCCUCUGUCAUUACCAUAGUGAAGACCCCGCCACAGGCCCACGUCCAGAGAGAGCAGGGGGGUUCCUAGGAGGAACCGACCGGGCUGGAGACAGACAAACGCUUGUACAUGUACACUCAUAUACACAGGCACGUACAUACACUCUCAUAUAUAUAUAUAUAUAUAUAUAUCACACACAGCUAAACACAUGCACGCUUGGAGAGAGCAGGAGGAUUGGAGGAAUAGGACAAAUAGGCACUUAUGAAGCUCAUGCGCUUCGGGUGACACAGACACACACACACACACACACACAGACGUACGGUGUUCACAGGCAGUGACAAAUAGUCUCUAAACCCAGCCAACACACACUCAGACAUGCGUGGACUUAAGGAAACACGAUGGUUGACGAAUCCAACUAAAGUACGACAGACGUGCAAAACAGGGACACAGACACCAUCCGUGGACAAAGCCAGUCUUGCUGCUGGUGCUCUCUGUAACUGCUACUCAACAGGCCCGAGCCAGCUAACACUCUGCCUUCUGGCAUGGCAUCCAGCCCUGAUACACAAUGUCUGGGUUAAUCAGACUCUUCCACCGCUUCUUCUAAUGCUUUGACUUUUUAAAUGGCAUCACUAUUGACAUCUGUACACGUCUUGGAGUGUUGUUCCUCUGUACUUCUAGUGUGUCGAUACUAUUGUGCUUCACUGUGCUGCCGUGUGUAGUGGUUACAUGGGUGUUUUCAACUGUACCACAGUGCACAUUUUGGUUUGCUAUUAAAAAAAAAACAUCCUUUGCUUGUCUCUAGAUUCCCCAACUUGCAGAAGUUGGUCAUUGCUGGAAACAGUUGAAUAAUCAACAUCUCGUAGAAUGCUAUGUCAAUGCAAAAAUCAAUUGAUGCAUUCCUUUAUCUGUUAUUUUAUAAUGUUUAUACAAGAGACAAAUGUUUGAGCAAACGUUUAUUCAGAGGUAUUCUAUUUUAUGUGUAUUUAAAGGAUAGAUAUUACAAAGCUAAUGAGUGCUGUGAUGUAAUGUAUGUUUCAAAUACCUGGAUAUGACUAGUUUGGGGAAAUUCUCAAGUCUACUUGUUGUAUGGAGUGUGACAAUUAUUUUUGUAAUGUUUAACUUGUAAUGAGCUGUUUUAGAUAUGCUAAAAGCCAACGGUCAUGUUGCUGUAAGAUGAUUUUAGUAUGUGUGUACACCAUAUUUGUACUAAUUUCAUAGUGAGUCGUGUGGCUUGUUGUAGGGAUACUAUUUUUCUAUAAAGUACCAAGGUGAUUGCGAUGAUACGUAUUGUUAUUUAUGAUAAUUAUUAUUUUACGUUUUGUUUUCUGAAAUUGCUCGAAAGGGAGACAAACACUGUAAGGAGAAAGAAUGAAGGAAAAGAAUGGUAGAAGAAAAAGAGAUGGAUAUGAAGAAAAGAUGUGGUGGUAGAGAGGAUUUGGGAGGUGAUUGAGGAGGUCAAAGAGAGAGGACAGAGAUGAGUGGUGCUUAAUUCACCUGAAAGCCUUGUAACAUCCAGGAUUUAUCAAUAAACCCCUGCUGACUCCACUAGACAGUUUGAUUCGACAUUCGGAAAUUAAUGGCAAUAUAAAUUUAAUCUGUCAAUAAUAUGACUCAUUAUAUUGUGUUGAUUAAUACUCCCUUAAGAUAUACUUAGCUAUCUUCUCAAUAUCAAUGUUGCAUAGCAUUUAUCCUCUGUCUCAUAUAAGAUUAUUAAUGUCAAAUUGUGCUGGAUGUUUUGUACAGCAAAACUAAAAUGGUCUGUAUUUAUUACAUGUAUUUUUUCUAUGGUGAAAAUUAAGUACAUUGUCUAUUUUAUAUAUUAACUGAAAUAAAUGUUGUAUAUAUUGUGAA